Molecule: messenger RNA, 1046 nt
Organism: Amaranthus tricolor (Joseph's coat)
Lineage: Eukaryota; Viridiplantae; Streptophyta; Magnoliopsida; Caryophyllales; Amaranthaceae
Exons: 3
Coding region: 236-895 (219 amino acids)
Source: RefSeq, a predicted model, not a curated record
UUUUACAAUUUAUUUUCUUCACUCUCCUUCCCACACUCUAUGUUGUUCUUGUUCCUCUUCUCAGAAGAAGGGCUAAAAUCUGUUCCUUCACCUCUUUUUGUUCAAUAAAGAAAAGCCAAGAAAGAAAUGACAGAUCUUCUCCUCUUCCUAUUGAAUCAUUGAGGUGACCAUUCCAUGCAUUUUGUACUAUUCUUCUAAUAAUCUUCAAUUUCAUUAUCACUCUUCUUUUGCUGUAAUGGCUGCUCACCAGGAAGAGGGUUGGCCUCUUGGAUUGCAGCCAUUAAAUGUGAGAAUUGGAUUAGGAAGGGGUACAGAUUAUUUUGGUUCAAUGUCAUUCAACACUACAAUGCUUACUGGUUCACCAACUUCAUCCACUGAUUCUUCAUCUGAUUUAGACACUGAGUCAACAGGAUCCUUCUUCCAUGACAGAAGUAUUACAUUAGGGAGCCUUAUAGGUGUUUCCAGCAUCCUAGAACUUUCUAGAAGAUCAAUAAGGGGAAGGCGACCUGAACCGCUUAAGGUCAAGAAGCCUUGUAAGUCUAAACCAUGGAUAUUCUCACUUUGCUCAAGGGACAGUAUAGAUGUCAAGAGUACUACAAACAACACCCCAUCCCUAGGCCAAUUUCUGGCCGUAGAGAGGAGGGCAGCGAAUAAUGAGCAGAGAAGAAAUCAAAGCCACAAUGUGUUCGUGCCAGACGAAAUUUCCUUAGCACAGCCCCUCGCCGAGCCCAAUUCGUUGUUCGUGGAUGGUCAUGUUGCCCCUCCUCAGUCGAGCCCUUUUUCAGGUUCUGAAGUUGAGAGUGGUCGAAGAGGAGGGAUCGAGCAUGGGCACAAUAAUGGGCAUGGGGUUCCUGUGCUAUUUUCAUGCAUGUGUGGUGGGGAUGAUUCUCAUUGAGGGAGCAUAUUGUAGAGCUGGUUGCAUCUGCUAUUCCUAUAUGCAACACUUUCCUUAUCUUUUGUUCAUUCUGCCCUGUUCUACAAGAGUGAUUGUCCUUGUGUUUGAAAACAAUUCGUUUUCGGUCUAAUACACACAUAAGUGAUUCAUU